CGCGGAGUAACGCGGAGCGAGUCCCGACCCCCCGACGGAGGAGGGCAACUCAUCUGCUCACAUACUAAUACACACCCACACGAGUGGAUGCAAAUCUGCCGUUGGGGCCGUUGGUCUGCGUAUGUGGCGAUUUUGCCUGCUUGCGCUGGUGGUGGUUUUUCGACAGACGGAGAGGGGAAGGCGCGGAGGUAGGGUGGUGGCUCAGCUCACGGCACCCUGUCUGACGGGCAACAGGGCCCUCUUUCCCGACGGGACGGAAGCAAACGCAGACUGCCGACCGGGGGAUCCUUGGGAAGGAGUAUUUGACAGGGCCAUUACAACGGAGCAAGAUGAGGCACUUUCCCACCGGCAAGAUGAUGACGUCUUUGCGCGAUGCGAGGGCAAUGCCUUUCUACCGAUUCUCGACCACCCCGAUUUGGGCAACUUCGGCCAAUGCGUCUACGAGGAUAACGUCAGGGAACGGCUCAAGAGGCAGCAGACAGAUGCCCUGACCACCGACGAGGAGACCGCCGGCAACGUGACCGCAUCGGCAGAGAACCAGAGCCAGUUAUGCGGGGCGCCUAGCGGCGUCAACCGAACGGACAUCACUGACUUGGGGACGGCAGCUCUCGGCAGGUACGCGCUGCAGCCAAUGUGAGAGGACCACUAGCAUUUGCGCGAUGUUUGCUUUGUCCUUGUCUGUCAGCUGCCCAUCAGAGAAGCCCCUCUGUGCUCGGACGAGUGACUCCCGCUUCUGCUACUGCAUCAAUCUAGAAGAUGGCCUUUUUACGGGCCUGAUUGUCGCGGAUUUUCUCACGGGCGUCACAGGCGGCCAGUCAUCGUCCCUCUGCUUCCCGCCCGCAUUGGAUCCGUGCUUCAAUUCCGUCAACCGCUUCGCCGUGCCCCUCGACUGCGCGGCCAGCCUGCCCGUCGUCGAGAGAAUGGAAGACAUUGGGCCCGACCCAAGAGAGCAGAGCGUCAAGCCGAAUGGCCCGCCCCCAGUUCCACAACAGUCAACCUUCGCCCAGCUAGUGCCCGGCACUUAUCUGUUCCAAGACGUGCACUCUGACGCCUACCUCGACACCAUCAGCAACACGGGCACCAAUGUGUCGAGUUGCAUGAGGAUCCAGGGCAAGCCUGACGAUGAUAGUGGACUUGACGGCUUCUUCCUCGACCUCUCGUGCAAUACGGCAGAGGGCGUGAGUGUGACCCUCCAGUUCGACUGCCCCGACACCGGCCUUUGCUCCCAACGCGAGGGCAACCCCGCAGUUGCAACCAUACAAGGCGUCCUGCGCGUGGAGAAUGCCAGCAACUUGGCAUGCAGGGGCGUCGACGCGCAGAUCGAGAUGACAUUGACGGGGUUCGUCGACGAGGCAGAAUCUCUCAUUGCUCAGCAAUUCGAGUAUGACCAGCUACAACGGAUUCUGAUCAUCGGCAAUGAGACACAGGAUGACCUUGUCACUGCAAGAGCGCUAGGGCUCAUCAGCCAAGCACGUGACUUCAGUCUCGGUCUGUUGACCUUUCCUGAUGAUGUGCCAGAGAGCUGUGAUAUUCUGCUCAACCAGCGGGUGUUCACGGUCACGUCGUCACAGGAGGCAGGAUCUAUCCUUGCACUGGCUACCUCAGGAUAUGGAAGGAACACGACGUCUGGCGACAUUAUCCGAAAGGUACAUGCACCGGUGGACAAAGCACAUAUACAUGUGUAUAUAUUUCGUUUUCCUCAGAACCCGUUGGAGGUCAGUCAGUUCGCUUUUGACAAUCGAGAGGCAUUCCAGAAGUGCAGUGAAGUAUGUGGGGACGCGGCUCCAUCGUCUGGCAUCCUCGGCAUCGAUUUCAGUCUUGCGCUGCUCGGAGAAGUCUUACCGACGAUCUUCUUUCCCAUCUACCAGCCGGAGCAGUCGCCCGACCUGUCGUUCAGCAGCUUCUUCAUUGGGGACUCUUUCUUUACGAACACGACCCUCGAUACCACAGAGUGCUCCGGCGACGAUCGAUUCAAUAGGAGUGGCAGAGAAGUAUCUGCUUUGUGCACUGAGGCCCUAGACCUUGAGAGGCCUCGAUCCUUUGAGCUGUUCAGCGCGGAGACAGGCGUGUCACUUGACCUGAUUCUGAAGGUGCUUCGUUCAUUCUCAAGGAAGCCAUACAUGUGUCUGUCUGUGUGCUGCCGUUGUGUGAAGGGCCAGCUGGGAAAUCUGAUCGAUGGAAGAGAAGGUACAUGGCAAUGACACCAGUCAGGCGCGUGACAAGCAUGUUUCUUUCUUCUGGUCUCUUGGCUGAGACGCAAAGAUGAUUGACUGUCUUGCCGUUGAUGCGUGUGUAUGCAGUCUUGGCCAAUUGCCGAGGACUGAGGCUCCAAAACCUUCCCGUCGACUUUGACCCUGGCGAUGACGCCUUAUAUGCUCAGCCCCUCGUUGAACCCAGCUCAUUUGGCGAGGUUGUGAGUGUUGCUCUUGCGCUCAACGAAGGAGUCCUUGGAGCUGACACGUGUGUUUUCAUUUCUACCGAUGGGACUCAUACUUGCAAGGGGAUAACGAGAGGCUCUGAGCACAGGAUCAACGCUUCUGUCGAGAUCUUCUCGACUGUUGAUGAUCCAACGAUCAAGAGCUGCACCGAGAGGUUCAGCGAUUUCGCCACGGGGGACGGGGAUGUCCUGCCUAAUCGCUGUGUGAUUGCGUUUGAACGCUGUAAGCAAUUGAAAUGAAUCACAGCAGACUUGCUGUCGCUUCCUGUUGCUUCGUCGUAUCUCUUGCUUGUGUCAGUCGAGGCGUGUCCUGAGAUUGUCCUGAAUGCCUCCAGUACCGCCCAGCCAUCAAGCUACCGCAUGACCGACCUUGACACAGGCUGGUGCAUCCGGAUUCGGCCUGAAGAUUCCACUGAGGAAGUCUUCCUAUUCAGCUGCGAGGGAGAGGACGCGGAUUUGCAAGUGCGGAUCAACUAUGAUGUCGAGGCUCUGGACGGACGGAUCGCACUAAGAUCCCUUGGCCAGCCACAGGUUGGCUUCGCCAAUGUGGGCUUCAAGGGCACAGUGCGGCAGGUGUGGCCCCCAGAGUGCGAAGGUAUUCUCAUGUUCGUCGAAGGUACGCUGUGUUUGACACACUCGCAAAGCCUUCGAGUGUGUCUUUUGUCUAUUCAGCUUGUGUCUCUUCAUUACACAGGCACUCAAGCGGGCGGCUUGAGUUUUGAGCCUCAGGGAGAAGAGCUCACUUAUCCGGGUGAAACGUCGUAUCUCCCCACCAUCAGAGAGUUUGCUAAGUCAAUCGCACCCGAAUUGGUAGCACUGCCAGACACUGACCAUCAAGAAGCCUGUGUCUGCUAACUGCUUUGUGCAGAUCUUCACGUCGAGCGCCUCUUUUGCGAACAUGGAUUAUACCAUUUUAUCGGCUCCUGACAAUAUUUCUGCCGAGCGCUGCUUGCUGCCUACAGUGAAACUCACCUACAGGAAGUUUGGGACGGGAGUCAUAGAAUUUGAUAAUGGAACCAUCGCAGAAGUGCCUAUAUUCAGCUUUCCCAGUUUGUCAGUUGACAAUUCGGGACCCGAGGACAACCCCACAUUCGUCGACAGUUAUAUUCAAAUGUAUGGAUAUGGACCUGGGAGGCAAGGCCGCGGCAUAGAUUUCUUGUCGAGAGUAAGCGGUCACUUGAGAGAAGUCUGCGACAUUCCGAAAGAAGGUACGACAAAUUGUAUUGCAUCAAGUACUCACAGGCAAGGGUCCCUGUUUGUUGUCAGGCGUGCAGAUUCAAUGCCUCGCGAGAAGGCCAUUUGUCUUGUUGGCCGACGAAGAUUUCCUCAAGCCGGACGACGAUUUCAAUCUCACGUAAGAUGGGCUCAAAUGACGAGACAGCCAUCAGGCCGUUAUGGCUGAAUCCAUUUUCUCUAUGUGUCUCCUUCCUUCAAGUUCUGUUGCUCGAGUGCAGACACAAUACGGCAUCGAUCCCGACGAUUUGCCGCUCCAAUCGCCAGAUGGCUUCACACUCAGCUGCUCGCGUGAUGAUGUCGAGCGUGUUCAGCCUGCUGGCUUCAUUGUGCGGACGAUCCCCUUUUUCGUCGAGGCCCCAAGCGGCUAUGGCAAGACCCUCGCCGUUCAGCAGCUGUGUCCUGUUCUGACAUUUUGUACCACCAAGGCCGAGAAGACAAGCCCGGCCUCUAAUGGACAGACGCAAGAUGGGAAGAGACCAUUGUGAGGCUGACGAAAGGGCAGGCGGCCAGCUUCUGGAAUUGAUUUGAUAUGAGGGUGGAUUUGCUGUGCGGACCAUCGCCUUGCUCGCCGUCGUUCGUGAGUGCCAGUGCGGGGUGUGACGGCAUUUUGUAUCGCAACCGGUGUCAGAGGAUUUUUCUGUGAUCGCUUUUUCUACGACGCGUAUACAUCCAUCAGCCAUACACGCCUGUGUGGCCUAUGGCAAGGUGCACAAAGUGAGACACAAUCACUUCGGGCUCACAGCUUGGUAUGCAUCGGCGCCUUCGGUGUCUGUGUAUGUCACUUAUGGCAGCUGGCGUAUUUGUCGUCGUUUCUCAAAUGACGCGCAGCCGUCAAUUGUUUGUCGGAAAAAACAAUAAUCAUUUUCGUCUUUGGGAGACGGCAGUCUGCUGUAGUGCAUUUCGUCUCGUGUGUGUGUGCCUGUGUACUGGCGGACGCAUUGCAUUGUGGUGAUUUAUAUUUCAGCCAUGCACCAAUG
Vitrella brassicaformis is the source of this 4650-nucleotide messenger RNA. The record is from the annotation of a GenBank genome assembly. NCBI's taxonomy places the organism in Eukaryota, Vitrellaceae.